GUGCAUACCUGUAACCACAUACUGGAUCACGUCCGACCUAUUACACCGUACGCUUCUGUAUUUCCACAAAAUCCAUAUACAGAUCUUAGAUGUUUAUUGCAGUUAUAAGUUAAGAGCCUCAGAAUGCAAAAUGGACUUAUGAAUGCAAAUGAUAUAAGAAUUAAUUUAUGGUACUACAAACUACAUUUAUUUUAUUUCAGGUGUGACAAAAAGAUCCUUGCAGAAUAAAAGAUGGAAUUGUAUAAAACAGGUGGGGGGAAGCCUACCCAAAAAACCACGAUCCAUGAUCGGGCUAAACUAUUAGAAAUUGUUGGUUCCUCAAUGAAACCGUUAACAAAUGCAUAUGAUUCCGAUGCACAGUUCAGCAUGAUUGUGGAUGUUGUCAACAUGGAGAGCAGUGAAGUGCGGUGCAGUGAGAAUACGCCACCUGCUUCAGUUGUCGAGUUAGCAGAGUGCACACAACCUAGCACUUCCCACACACCUGUCGUAUUAUUAAGUAAAGAGACACCAAAUAAUGUUUUGGCGGAUGUCACCCAGUUGCAGUCUGUUUCACAGUCUCCUGAUCGACCGAAUAAAAACAUUUGCACGCCAAAAAAUACAUGGAAUCAUCGCAGGAUGCCUGCAAAACCAAGGCCAUCAGGUUCGGGAACAGUGAUUGACAAUGUGUGCAAGAAGAGAGUGGAACUACUGGAGGCCCAAUUACUCAUGAUGAAGGCAGAGCACCAAAGGGAGCUGAGGAUAAAAAAUUUAAAGAUUCUGGCCCUGAAAGAAAAACUGAAGUACUGGAAGAAGAAAAAUGCCAGUGACACGUGACUUUUUUUUCCUGUGACAGUGAUUUUUUUUUAAUUUUUUGUGCUAUGUUGUAUUUUGUCUAAUUUAUUAAA
Molecule: messenger RNA, 884 nt
Organism: Schistocerca piceifrons (Central American locust)
Lineage: Eukaryota; Metazoa; Arthropoda; Insecta; Orthoptera; Acrididae
Exons: 2
Coding region: 232-813 (193 amino acids)
Source: RefSeq, a predicted model, not a curated record